AUGAGGAGCUUGAUCUCUUCCUCGGAUAGAAAAUUAGGAAUAACCAGAUAUCUAGAACUAGGUGUUGGCACAUCUAUUUGCCACCUCCUAGAUAAGGACCGUACCCUCGCUCGUAGAACUGGGAAAUGCGAUGAAAUUGUCAAUAAAUAUCAUUGUGUUUUGAGGAUAUUUAAAUAUACAUUUUUAACCUGCUGCUCGUUGAGAACUUGCAAAGAUGCCAUGGACGCUAUUGGAAUGGAGGCAAAAUCUCAGAAUGGAAGUGCACGCGUAAACGGUUCACAAGAGUCAGCGGCCAAGCGCCCUUCAUUUGCUAAGGUUUUGGAAGAAUUGAAAGAAGAGGAAGAUGCUGCUGAGGGAGGUGCCAAUCAGUGGGAACGCCCACCGAUGCCAUUCAUCGACGAAGAUGUGGAUAAUAUUGUAUUUCAGCAAAUUGACAUAGAGCAAUAUGCCGGAGAGGAAGAUAGACCCAAGCUCCGGAUGUUUGGAAUUACUCAAGCCGGGAAUAGCGUCAUGGCUAAUAUACACGGAUAUCUUCCCUAUUUCUAUGUGCCCGUACCGCGUGGCUUCCAGGAAGAGGACAUUGCCGGAUUUAUUGCCAAAGUAGAAGCCGAAGCCAUCCUCGAAAUGGAAAUCGUCAAGAAGAAGAGCUUAUGGGGUUAUCGUGGUGACAGCGACGUACCUUUCUUGAAGAUUAUUCUAUCCUCUCCAAAAAUGGUCCCAAAAGUUAGAACAGCCUUUGAGAAACAGCAAUUGGACUACAAAGAGCUGUUUAAUAGAGGCGGAAUCCCAACACCGACAUUCGAAAGCAAUCUUCUCUUCGUCCUAAGAUUCAUGGUAGACACAAAAAUAGUUGGCAUGAACUGGAUAGAGUUGCCAGCUGGGGAAUACAAGAUCAGGGAAGAUGACGAUAAGUUGUCCACGUGCCAGUUAGAGGUCGAUAUACAGUGGGACAAGUUCAUAUCACACUCUCCCGAGGGAGAAUGGUCUAUGAUGGCACCUUUCCGCAUUCUGAGCUUCGAUAUCGAAUGCGCUGGAAGGAAAGGGACGUUCCCUGAGGCAAAUAUGGAUCCCGUCAUUCAAAUUGCAAACAUGGUGACACGACAAGGAGAAUCCAAACCUUUCAUUCGGAAUGUUUUUGCCCUCGGUGAAUGUGCACAUAUUGUCGGCUCACAAGUCAUUAGCUACAAAGAUGAAAAAAAACUAUUAGCGGAUUGGAGCUGCUUCGUUCAGAAGGCCGACCCGGAUAUCAUCAUUGGCUAUAACAUCUCAAAUUUCGACUUCCCUUACCUAAUGGAGCGGGCCGGCCAUUUGAAGGUGCAGAACUUUCCUUAUCUGGGUCGAUUGAGAGCGUAUGGUACUCGUGACUCCAAGGAAACCGUCCUAGACGGUAGAUUGCAACUGGAUAUUUUGCAGGUUAUGCAACGAGACUAUAAGCUGCGCAGCUAUUCUCUGAACGCGGUUUGUGCGCACUUCCUGAAUGAACAAAAAGAAGACGUACAUCACUCCGUUAUCACGGAUCUACAAAAUGGUACCCCAGAGUCAAGAAGAAGAUUAGCUGUUUACUGCUUGAAGGAUGCAUACCUUCCUCAUCGGCUCAUGGACAAACUACUAUGUCUUGUUAACUAUACCGAAAUGGCCCGUGUCACUGGAGUGCCAUUCAACUAUCUCCUGUCAAGGGGGCAAUCCAUCAAAGUCGUUUGUCAGCUGUAUCGAAAGGCCAAUGCUGAUAAUUAUCUGAUACCUACAAUGAAAUCCGAAGGUGGAGAGGAUCAAUAUGAAGGAGCUACAGUCAUCGAACCAAAUAGAGGGUUCUACAAAAAGCCUAUUGCAACAUUGGAUUUCAGUUCCCUGUACCCAUCGAUUAUGAUGGCCCACAACCUGUGCUACACCACCCUCCUCGAGAAGGACACCAUUGAUCGUCUGGGGCUUGUGCGCGAUGUAGACUAUAUUCAGACACCUAAUAAAGAAGACUUACUAGCAGCCCGUAAGCGAGCCAAGACGGAUCUGAAGAAAGAAACGGACCCAUUUAAACGUGCUGUGUUGGAUGGCCGUCAGCUAGCGUUGAAGAUCAGUGCAAACUCUGUCUAUGGGUUUACCGGAGCAACUGUCGGCAAACUCCCUUGUCUUGAGAUUUCUUCAAGCGUCACUGCAUACGGCAGACAAAUGAUAGAGAAAACUAAAACUGUCGUAGAGUCUCACUUCUCAAUAGCCAAUGGACGGAAAUGGGAUGCUAGGGUCAUAUACGGAGACACAGACUCGGUAAUGGUGGAAUUUGGGUGUGAUGACCUGGAAACAGCAAUGGAACUGGGUCGCGAAGCUGCUAAUUUCGUGACGGAAACCGAGUUCGUGCGGCCCAUUAAUUUGGAAUUCGAAAAAGUCUAUUUUCCGUACCUCCUGAUCAGCAAGAAGCGAUAUGCUGGAUUAUACUGGACAAAGCCCGAGAAAUAUGACAAGAUGGAUGCUAAAGGCAUUGAGGUAUUUACGUCUCAUGUGAUUAGGCUUCAACUCACCCCCUAUAUUAGACUGUGCGAAGAGAUAACUGUAGACUGUUACGUCAAAAGAAUGAUCUCGGAUCUCCUGCAAAACAAAAUCGAUAUGUCACAAUUGGUGAUCACCAAGGCACUCUCGAAAGAAACCUAUGAGGGCAAACAGGCCCACGAUGAGUUGGCCAAAAGGAUGAGAAAGCGCGACGCGGGAUCUGCGCCAGCUCUGGAUAAAUCAGCCGCGGCUGCAUACGAGAAGGCCGAGGACCCACUCUAUGUUCUUGAGCACAAUAUACCCAUCGACACCAAGUACUACUUGGACAAUCAGCUAGCCAAACCUCUUGAAAGAAUUUUCGAACCCAUUAUGGUGAAUGGCGAUCAUACGCGGACCGUGUCAAUUGCGACACCGACAACGGGUGGUCUAAUGAAAUUUGCGGUCAAAACAUCAAACUGCCUAGGCUGUAAAACGCCCCUAAAAGCAAGCUCGGGGAAUUGUACCAAAAACAGGUUAGACUAUUUCCCCGCUUUCUUUAGCCGCGCUAAUGUUCUCAAAGAUGGCACAAUCUUCAAGGCUCCAGGUAUCCUUCGCACGGUUGUGGACACAAUGUCAGAGAUGCCAAGGCUCCUUGCAUCUGGUACGGCUAAAUUCUUAACAAAUGAACGAUUGCCUGAUAAUAAUGACCUAGGACGUGCUUUGUACAAGAAGAAGGCCCAGCGAGAUGUCGCGGAAGCUGUCAGCAUCGUAGAAAGAUUCGAGAACGAAGAAUGGUAG
Acaulospora colombiana is the source of this 3255-nucleotide messenger RNA. NCBI's taxonomy places the organism in Eukaryota, Fungi, Glomeromycota, Glomeromycetes, Diversisporales, Acaulosporaceae. The record is from the annotation of a GenBank genome assembly.